UUCUAACUUUCGUUUUUUCCUCACGGUCGGUGACAUAUACACGCACACAUUCAUGUUUGUGAUUGUAUUGCUUCAUAAAUAUUUUUCGCUUACGAUAGCCAUGCAGGAGGCAACCUGCGCUAAAUUUUUAUUAUAAUAAGUAGUUUUAAUAAUCUACAAAUUAUGGAGCAGAGCAAACCUAUUUCACCUAGAUUAUUUGUGUGCACCGCCAUAGAAAACAAGGACGAAGUUGAGGAGAGGUACGAGAGAGCUUACAACUACUUUCAAUCACUUGUGGCCGACUGCAGCGAGAAAGAAGCUCACGAUGCACUGAACAAUGCCGCAUGCAAGAAUCAUGAAGAUGUAUCUCUUGGAAUGCUGAUGACUAUUCUCACGGAGCCUCACAACGCGACCAAGUGCUACCGAGAUCUAACACUGGUGACGAGGGAUGGUCUGACGUGUGUGCUCAAUAACCUGUCUAACUUAAUCUUGGAGAGGUACUUGAAGUUCCAUGACACUACUCGCAACCAACUAUUAUGGCUCAUAAAGGAAAUGAUAAGGAAUGCAGUCACUGGCAUAGACAGUGUUUGUUGGAACUUGAUGCGCUACGCAUCUGGAGGAGAUAUUACUCCUAAAAACAUAAUACUGGUAGAAUCUCUUUUAGAUAUUUAUAUUGAAAACCGUGCUUGGUUAGAUAAGUAUCCUGUGCUAAUAUGCAUGGUUGUAUACACAUAUUUGAGAUUAAUAGAAGAUCAUAAUAUACCACAGCUGAUGAGCUUAAGACAGAAGGAAGUCAACUUUGUUAUCACUCUUAUCAGAGAGCGCUUUUCAGAUGUUUUAACUCUGGGAAGGGAUAUGGUAAGACUACUUCAGAAUGUUGCUCGUAUUCCGGAAUUCAAUCAGUUAUGGCAGGAUAUUUUGAUCAAUCCUAAAUCAUUAUGUCCUACUUUUACCAAUGUGUUACAACUCUUACAAACCAGAACAUCUCGCAGAUACUUACAAUCAAGACUCACUCCUGAUAUGGAACGAAAACUUGUGUUUCUAACAUCCCAAGUUAGAUUUGGUCACCAUAAAAAAUAUCAAGAGUGGUUUCAAAGACAAUACCUAGCCACUCCUGAAUCACAAUCGUUAAGAAGUGACAUGAUCCGUUUUAUAGUUGGUGUAAUACAUCCCACUAAUGAGCUCCUGUGUUCCGAUAUCAUUCCAAGGUGGGCAGUCAUUGGAUGGCUUCUUACCACUUGUACUUCUAAUGUAGCUGCAUCUAAUGCAAAACUUGCUCUGUUUUAUGACUGGUUAUUCUAUGACUCUGAAAAAGAUAACAUAAUGAACAUUGAACCAGCUAUUCUUGUCAUGCACCACUCAAUGAGAUCACACCCAGCCGUGACUGCCACAUUACUUGAUUUUCUUUGUCGAAUCAUUCCAAACUUUUAUCCUCCUUUUGCUGAUAAGGUUAGGCAUGGCAUUUUUAAUUCAUUACAACAGAUAAUUGAAAAGAGAGUACUUCCCAAUUUGCACCCAUUGUUUGACUCUCCAAAGUUAGACCGGGAAUUAAGAACAACGGUGAGGGAGACAUUCAAAGAGUUUUGCACCAAUGGAAAUGGUGAAGGUGUUUCAGGAAUUCGUGAAGAAGGAAACGAUGACUUACCACGAGGAGGUCCUGACGAACCGGCAUUCUCUGAUGAUGAAGAGGAAACUGCUCCAAACAUAGCUGAAGACACUGAUGACGAUGACUUGCCUCUAUCUGAAGUCCGCGCACGGGAAAGACCUGAAUUGGCAGCAGCACUACCUCUCAUGUUACGUCCUCUUGCUGAAACGUUGUUAGAUGAUCGUUCUUCCGCUGCGGCUACCGCUCUGAUCAACGCCUGCACUACACCAAUGCCUACAGCAACCGCACUAGCUGAUCUAUUCACAGCAGCAGUACAAGAAGUGCCGCCCCUAAAAAUUAGUCGGAAUCCAACACCAGCGGAAAUAGAAGUAGCUCUGAAUUCACCGAUAUUUGCAAUGUUCACUUUCCUUACAAGCAGUGACGAAGCCAAACGCAAACUUGUAUUAGAAACUUUCAAAGAAAUUCAAGCUCAAAAUACUCUCCACACUGUUGGAUUCUGUCUGUUGUUUUAUCUAAAAUCUUGUUAUGAGCGCGAAAGGCGCGGAGAACGAGACGCCGCAAAACGUAGAAAUGUUAAAUUCAAAGCAGAAGUGUACAGAGAUUAUUGUAGCUAUUUAGAAAUUAAAGUUGGUGAGAGUUUAGCGGAUGAUUUUGAAAAAUGUCAAGAAUAUGAUGCUAACGUUUUAGUGUGGUUAAUCCCAGAUGUGUAUAGAGAAUUUAAGGAUCAAGCUCAAAACCACAUAAGAUUGUUACACGCCAUUGUGGCAACUUUAGACGCGACUCAACUACAGCGGCUCGUGUGUUUGACUCUACAGGGCACUUUGAUGAUGUUCAAGUCAGAUGACAUCACGACAAUGCUAUCGACGAGCUUAGGCUGGGAGACAUUCGAACAAUACUGUCUUUGGCAACUGCUGACGGCACACGACAUAUCAGUUGAAGAUGUGUUACCAAUCAUACCGAAACUGUCGUACAAAGAACACGCAGAAGCUUUAACAUCCGUUCUUUUGAUGUUAAAACAAGAGAAACCAACUGCCGAUGUAGUGCGUCAGUUAUUCUGCCGACCAGUUGACGAAGAAGACACUUUCGUAGUGUCGACGCUUAUGUAUUGGUGUCAAGAUUACGAAGACAAAGUCGGCGAUUUACUUUCAGUUCUUUUAAGCACGAGAUAUCCAGGCACCAGUCCGAACAAAAGAAAACGUCCAGGAAAGCAUAGUAUACCACCAAACGCUCCGCCUUCGGCAGAAUUGGUGCUUGGCCACUUGGAGCAAAUGAGAGUCUGCUGUGUGGAACAAAACGACAUGUCAAUUUUUAAUAUGGAAUGUAUGCAGAAAGCGCUACAACUAGCGCAGUCGAAUAGUAGUGAUAGUUUAAGGAGACAAUAUAGUGAUUUACUCGCUUUGGCGUGGGAGGACGAGUUGCCUAUAUCAAGACGAGCCAGGAAAUUAGUUUCAAAUUCAUUACCACUUAACCAGAAUCUGCAUUCGUCUAAUGAAGAUAGUGAGGAAGAAGAGAUAGUUAAACCUAAACAGGCCAAACGGAGAAAGAAGGCAAUCUCGGAUAGUGAUUGACAUAUCUUUUGUAGAAAGAACGGUAAUUUUAAACACCAAAGUGCAACUCUACAAUACAAUAAAAAUUAGUAGUAUGUGUAAUACAUUGUUUGUUACCUUACGUUAUUACGCAGGUGCGAUUCCAAGAAUGGUACCUUUCACUGUCGCAUAAUUUGCCUUGGUACUGUGUAAAUGUUAUUUAUGAAGAGUUAUAUCCAUGGUUUUUGUCAGAUAUAUUUCGGUGGAGAUUUUUUUAUUUUGUUUAUUAAUUUCAUGUUCGUAGCGAUGGUACAUGUUGUGACGCAACGGAACAAGCUCGCUUACAUUGAUGUAAAUGAUCAAAUAACCAUAUGAUUCUUCCAAUAGCUUAAACAGAGAAAUCACCGAGUAUGUUCUGUGAGACAUGAGCUGUACAUUUUGUCACAGUAGUCAUUUAUUGUAAAUGUAGGUACCCUAUUGUUGUACAGAUUUUUUUAUCCCCGUACAUGUUGAACUUAUUUUAAGUAUAAGGUAUGAAGACCAAGAUUUUAUUCAAAGGAUAUAUUGUAUUCUGGAAUUUUCGAAAUACAUUUUACACUAGGAUCAAUAAAGUAUUUCCCCCUUA
Messenger RNA from Trichoplusia ni (cabbage looper), 3736 nucleotides. RefSeq names its product integrator complex subunit 3 homolog (gene IntS3). The transcript is spliced from 5 exons. The coding region runs from base 163 to 3153 and encodes 996 amino acids. Lineage: Eukaryota; Metazoa; Arthropoda; Insecta; Lepidoptera; Noctuidae. The record is from RefSeq and is a predicted model, not a curated record. Gene Ontology annotation, cellular component: cytoplasm.